Pristis pectinata (smalltooth sawfish) is the source of this 3178-nucleotide messenger RNA. It is a transcript of the gene ddx59, whose product is annotated as DEAD (Asp-Glu-Ala-Asp) box polypeptide 59. Gene Ontology annotation, molecular function: RNA helicase activity; nucleic acid binding; ATP binding. The record is from RefSeq and is a predicted model, not a curated record. NCBI's taxonomy places the organism in Eukaryota, Metazoa, Chordata, Chondrichthyes, Rhinopristiformes, Pristidae. The transcript is spliced from 8 exons. Bases 196 to 1974 code for a protein of 592 amino acids.
GUUUUCCGGUGAGGCUGUUUCCCGCGGCACUGCAGUGUCCGGUUGCAAUAAGAGGCAGAUCGUGAGGUCCCGUGCGUUCGUGUCCGGCAUCCCUCAACUGAAGGAAGUUGUGGGGAAUAGCUGGACGAUCGGAGUCAAUUCGAUGCUGCCUGCCCCUAGACCAAGAAGCGGAAUGUGCUGAGCAGUUACCGGACGAUGUUUGUGCCCAGGUCUCUGAAGGUGAAGAGGGCCGAGGAAAGCAAUGACCAUGCGGCCAAGAGGUGCAAGGCCCAGGGCGGCGACUUCAAACCCGGUGAUGACCAGCAGGCCCACAGCUGUGUGGCCGAAGGGAGAGGGGAGGAGCCAGGAGCCGGGGAAGGUGGCGAGGAGGAGCCGGUGAAGGCCCUGAGCCAGAGCCAGCGCUGGCCGGAGCCGGGGGAGCCGGCCUGCUCCAUGUGUGGCCGCUAUGGGGAGUACAUCUGCGACGAGACGGACACCGACGUGUGCAGCCUGGAGUGCAAGGCCAAGCACCUGCAGCAGCUCGGGGGCUCCGACCCACUUCAGGCCCAGCCCCAGCCCGGGGAGGAGCCCGGCCAGGGGGCUGCGGGCCCCAACGGCCGCUACCGGGAGCAUCCAUUUAUUUCCAGCCUGUCGGCCGAACAGGUGGAGGCCCUGCAGCAGCAGCUGGGCAUCGCCGUGCAGGGCCCCGCCGCCAGGCCCAUUGUGGAGUUCGAGCACUGCGGCUUCCCCGACACCCUGAGCGCCAACCUGCGGCGGCUGGGCUACCACAGCCCCACCCCGGUGCAGAUGCAGCUGCUGCCCCAGGGCCUGGCUGGCAAGGACGUGCUGGCGACCGCCGACACCGGCUCGGGCAAGACGGCCGCCUUCCUGCUCCCGGUCACCAUGGCAGCGCUGCGGGAGAACAAAGAUUCUCCCCAGCAGCCUGUGGGGUUGAUAUUGACUCCAACACGUGAACUUGCUAUUCAGAUCGAGAGUCAGGCCAAGGAGCUUAUGAUGGGUCUCCCCAACAUGAGGACAGCACUGCUGGUCGGGGGGAUGCCUCUACCCCCCCAGCUCCAUCGGCUCCAACAAAACAUUAAGGUUAUUAUCGCCACUCCUGGGCGACUGCUGGAAAUUCUGAAGCAAGAAGCCGUCAGCCUGUGCGGACUGCAGAUUGUGGUGGUUGACGAGGUCGAUACGAUGUUGAAGAUGGGUUUCCAGCAACAGGUGUUGGAUAUCUUGGAGCAAACGCCCGAGGAGCAUCAAACGAUUCUUGUCUCUGCUACAAUCCCAGCAGGCAUCCAGCAGCUGGCCAGCCAUUUCCUGCAGGACCCCAUCAGGAUCACAGUUGGAGAAAUGAACCAGCCUUGUUCUAAUGUCCGUCAGAUCAUCCUGUGGGUGGAGGAGCCAUCUAAGAAGAAGAAGCUAUUUGAGAUUCUGAAUGAUGGUAAACUCUUUCAGCCGCCUGUGCUGGUGUUUGUGGACUGCAAGCUGGGAGCUGAUCUCCUGUCGAAUGCAGUGCAGACAAUCACUGGCCUGAAGUCAGUGGCCAUUCACUCAGACAAGGCCCAGUGUGAUCGAAACCAGAUCCUGCAGGGUCUGCUUCAAGGAGACUACGAGGUUGUAGUCAGCACGGGAGUUCUUGGCAGAGGGCUGGAUCUUGUCAAUGUCAGACUGGUUGUGAACUUCGACAUGCCGCGCACCAUGGACGAGUAUGUGCACCAGGUGGGGAGAGCAGGUCGUUUGGGCCACAGAGGAACGGCCAUCACCUUUGUGAAUAAUAACAACAGCAGGAAUUUCCUGGAGUUGGUGAAGAGGGUGAAGCCAACAGGUACACUGCUGCCCCCACAGCUCCUCAACUCCCCGUAUCUGAUUGAGCAGCAGCGUAGAGAACAGCAGAGGAACAAACAGCGAGCGCAGCAAGACCUGGUGACUGGGGACAGUUUGAUUGACAUCAUAAGGAAGCACGACCGCAGUGUGCUGCAGAAACGAUAGUCCAGGACUCCUGGUGAGAGAGCAGUCUGACUGCUGGCCCUGCUUAACACCACCUGUCCCUGCCGGAUUUCAUUUUCACAGGACUCCACCCUUGGCUCGUUUUGGAGUUGGGCUGUGAUCAAAUAGAGGAUGGGGGUGAAUGGGAUGAGAGCCUCAUUGCAAGAGUCGGACAGAGAUGGUUGAAUGUAAUUCAGUUCUGAAUUAAGAGUGCGAACUUGUCUAAUAGUGUAAAUACAUUUAUAAAUUUUCUCUGUCUGUUUACAUGGUCUGAAAGCUGAAGGGUCAUGUCAGUUCUACCAGAUCUUUUACCAGUUCACUGUUUGGAUCAGCCCUGACAGGAAUGUUGUGGUGUGCACGUGCGUGCUGUCCAUUAGCACUUGAGCUAGUCAGAUAGUUUAGGCUUUGUUCCACUUUCUUCCUUCAUUCUUGGAAGUAAAAGCUUGAAUUCUUUCUAUUAUAAAUGCCUAGUGAUGUAUUAAUAUCAUUGAUGCCUUGCUGAUGCAAUGUGCCUCCUCUCGAACAGUUCCAUUUCUCCAACUUUUCAUCUCUGAAUGACAUUGGGAGUCAUGCACUGAGGUUUUAUGCUGUGGAUGAGAUCGCAUACAUUAGCAAUUGGUCAAAAUGGCUCAGUUCCCUACCACAAUAAAGUGGUGGAAACUCCCAUCCCAUCAGUGUGAACUAGCGUUGAACUUGGGUAGAAGAUGUGCCUCAGUCUAUUUCUCUCCCUCCAUCUGUCUGUCCAUGCAUGCUUUGUCCAUCUUUAUAUCCUCUCCCUCUGCCUCCAUUCUGUCCUUCUGGUAAUAUUAUUGAAAAGAUCGUUCUAUCUUUUUCAAACCAAAGGUAGCACAAGCAGUCCUGUGGAACUGCUGCUGAAUGGUGUAGCCAACAAGCUGCUUUAAGUGGGGAGUAUAAAACUAAUGACCAUAACAACUUCCAUUUGUCCUUCCACAGACUGUGCCUGAUUUCCAACAUUUUCUGCUUUUGUUCCAUUUGUUUUGCAUCUUUUAAUGUGGUAAACGUCUGCAGGCAGAAUGUCAUCUGCUGGCAAAAUUUGACACUAAAUUGGAAAAAAAAACAUCAGUUGUUGUAGAACUGAAACAAAAAUAGGAAAUGCUAGAACUCCUCAGCAGGUCAGGCAGUGUCUGUGGAGAGAGAUAAGAAAAUUUGGCAAGUAAACCCCACAACCCCCCCACCCACCAACACA